Messenger RNA from Culex pipiens pallens (northern house mosquito), 6840 nucleotides. RefSeq lists its product as uncharacterized. The transcript is spliced from 4 exons. The record is from RefSeq and is a predicted model, not a curated record. Gene Ontology annotation, molecular function: nucleic acid binding. NCBI's taxonomy places the organism in Eukaryota, Metazoa, Arthropoda, Insecta, Diptera, Culicidae. The coding region runs from base 413 to 6277 and encodes 1954 amino acids. Gene Ontology annotation, biological process: DNA integration.
UUUUUGCGGAUUUGUUGAGGAAAAAAAGUAGUGCGAUAGUUGAUUAUUAAAUUUAUUGAAACUGUGCUACGUAGGAAACCUGUAAGUAAAAAAGAAAAGAAAAUUAGUGCAGUUAAAGAUGAAUUAAACACCAGCUACUUACCCAACAGCGAAGAAGUCCAGCGAGCUGCUCUGCCGUUGUACCGUCAGUUGGGGCGAAACUGUACUUUGGUGAUCCGAAGAGUGCAAGAAGGAGGGAAAGGAAGAGGAAGUGGAGGAGUUGUGAAGGAAAGAGGAAAAGUUAACGUAGGAAAGGAGACCAAUUAAUUUUGUAGCUGCUCGAAGAGCUGCUGAACAAAAAGUUGGGGUUUUAUUUACCGACCACCCGAACAAACUACAAAAUUAAUUGCGGGUUCGGUAUUCCUCUCCCACGAUGGCUGACGAAAAUCCGGAAUUCACAAAGACUCCCUGCUCAACCUGCAAAGAGGUGUCGACCGAGGAUGAGGUGAUGGUGGGCUGCGAUUGCUGCAAGCUGUGGUUCCAUGCUCGGUGCGUCAACUUCAAUCCGGCUGAUAAGAAGUCGGGGAAGAAAUGGUACUGUCCGGACAAGGACUGCCAGAAGAAGAAAAAGACUAAGAAGUCUGUUGAGGUACCGCUCCCAGUGCCCCCCGAGUUGCAAGAAAAGCUGGAUGCUUUGGAAGAAACUCGGAAGCGUGCGGAAGCGGAACAGGAGAUGACGCGAGUCCUGAAGGAGAAGGAGUUUGAACUGGCUGCUUAUCUUCAGGAGCGUCAGAUGAAGAUCGACGAAGAGCUCCGCGAGAAGGAAGCCAAAAGGGCUGAGGAACUUCGCGAGAGGGACUUCAAGCGGCGCGAGGCCGAUCUAGCGGCGGAGAUGGUGAAGAAGGAGGAGCACCUGAAGCGGAUCCAACAGCUGGAAACAACGUUCCGGGACAAAAGCGCCUCCAUCGACAAGCUGCUGAAAAACAGUAGUACUCCGCUAAGAAACCCCGAAGUCAAACCGCUGACUGAAGGAAACGUCGCUAAACACGACGGCCGCGAAGAUCCUGAGGUCAAUCCGGCGAAACCUGGAGACAUUCCGGAUAAUCCUGGGACCAAUCCGGGAACUCCUGGAAGCAAUCCGGGUUCGACGAAGUCGUCUAAGAAACCGGAGUCCUCGUCGGAUAGUUCGUCGGCGUCCAGCGUCUCGACCGACGCCAACGGUGACGGAAAGAGCGGAAAAACGGCAAAGUCGACCAAAGUUGAUGUGUCCAAGCCAGACGGGCUGGGGCUGCACGGAUCGGGUCCAACGAAGGCCCAGCGAGCUGCACGACAAGGGCUGACAAGGAAGCUGCCAGACUUCCACGGCAAGCCAGAAGAGUGGCCAUUGUUCUUCGCGGCCUACCAAGCGUCAAACGAAGCCUGCGGGUACACGGACGUGGAAAAUCUCGUGCGACUACAGGACUGCCUGAAAGGCAGAGCGCUCGAGGAGGUGCGUGGCCAGCUCAUUCUGCCCAAGUCGGUUCCGCGUGUGAUCGCCAAGCUUCGCCAGAUCUACGGCCGCCCAGAAGUGCUGCUGCAAAGCCACCUGCAACGAGUGCGCAAGCUGGAGCCGCCGAGAGCGGACAAGUUGGGAUCGUUCAUCCCGUUCGGCAAUGCAGUGGAACAAUUGUGCGAACACAUCGAAGCCGCAGAACUAACGGCGCAUCUGGUCAAUCCGAUCUUGAUCCAGGAACUCGUCGACAAGCUCCCGGACGGGGAGAAGAGGAGUUGGGUGCACUACAAGCGCAAGAAGCGCGAGGUGAAUCUGCGUACGCUCACCAACUUUCUCUCGAAGAUCGUCGAGGACGCGUGCGAGGCGACGGUCAACCUAGACUACAAACCGGACGUCAGAGCAGCGUCGGGAUCGAGCGGCCGAAGCCGAAACAAAGAGAAAGCCGCACUGUUCAACCAUAGCGUUGCAGAGGAAUCUACAGAGCGGCGAGAGCAGAAACAGCAAAGGCCGUGCAAGGCGUGCCAGUGCACGGACCAUCGGCUGUGGAACUGCGAGGACUUCAAGAAGCUGCCCUACGAAGAUCGAGCGAAGAUGGCGACGAAGUGGAAGCUUUGCCAACGCUGCCUGAAUGACCACGGCGGCCAAUGCAAGCUCAAACUUCGCUGCAACGUCGGAGAGUGUCGCGAGCCGCACAAUGCUUUGCUUCAUCCGGAGACCAGGGCAGUCGGCAUGAACGCACACAUUACGUCCACGAGUCCCGUGCUGUUCCGGAUGCUCCCGGUAAAAGUCUACUGCGGUGAGAGAUCAAUGAUCGUGCUCGCUUUCCUCGACGAGGGUUCGUCCCUCACCCUGAUCGAAAGUGGUCUAGCCGACCGUUUGGGGCUGUUGGAGACAAAGGAAAAGCUCACUAUCAAGUGGACGGCCAACAUCACGCGAGUGGAACAACAUUCGAGGCGGACAAAUAUCUGGGCGUCGGCGAUCAACGGGACUAAUGGCGAGAAGUUGCUGCUGCAAUCUGUCCGUACGGUGGACAAGCUGAUGUUGCCACGCCAAACACUAAAUGCUGCUGAAGUUUCGUCACGCUACGAUCACUUGCGCGGGCUUCCGAUGGAUUCGUACGACGGUCGGCCAGGAAUGCUGAUCGGGUUGAAUAACAUUCAUUCAUUCGCACCGCUGGAAACGAAGGUCGGCACGAUUGUCGAUCCGGUGGCGGUCCGGUGCAAGCUCGGCUGGACGGUCUACGGACCGCGGGAUGCAGAGUCGGCGGGCGCGAGCUGUUUCCUCGGAUGCCACCAAGAAGUGACGAACGAGGAGCUGCACGAUCUUCUCAAAAGCCACUAUUCGCUGGAAGAAGCGGUGGUGACUGUGCAGCGGGAGUCGGUCGAGGAUCAGCGGGCGAGGAAGAUCAUGGAGGAAACUACACGUCGCGUGGGUGACCGCUUCGAGACCGGACUGCUGUGGAAGACCGACGACGUCAAGUUCCCGAACAGCUACCCGAUGGCUGUGAGGCGGAUGAAGCAGCUGGAGAAGAAACUUGAGCGUUCGCCGGAACUGUACGACAACGUCAAGAAGCAGAUUCUGGACUACCAGGCCAAGGGAUACGCGCACGAAGCCACCGCGGAGGAACUGAACGAAACGGAUAACAACAAAGCGUUCUACUUGCCGCUCAACGUGGUGGUGAACCCGAAGAAGCCGGGGAAAGUUCGGCUGGUUUGGGAUGCGGCGGCGACGAUCGGUGUUGUCUCUCUCAACUCGAUGCUGGUGAAGGGACCAGAUCUGCUCGUGCCACUGGUGUCGGUGAUCUGUGGGUUCCGCGAACGACGGGUUGCUUUCGGCGGGGACAUCCGCGAGAUGUACCACCAGCUGAAGAUUAUCUCCGGGGACAAGCAAGCUCAACGCUUCCUAUUCCGGGACAACAUCAACGAAGAGCCGAAAGUGUACGUGAUGGACGUCGCUACAUUCGGGUCGAAGAGUUCGCCGGCGUCGGCGCAGUACGUCAAGAACCGCAAUGCGGAAGAGCAUGCCGGUCAGUACCCAGACGCCGUGGCGGCGAUCAUCAAUCGGCACUACGUCGAUGACUAUUUCGACAGCGUCGACACCGUCGAGGAAGCUGUCAAGCGGGCGAAGCAGGUGAGCCACGUCCACAAACAAGGUGGUUUCGAGAUCCGCAACUGGGUGUCCAACUCGCCGGAAGUGCUGACUGCUCUGGGCGAAGAGAAACCGAUGAGUCCGGUGUUGCUGAACCAGGACAAGCAAACACCCAGCGAGCGCGUACUCGGCGUGCGGUGGGACCCGGAGAUGGACGAAUUCGCCUUCGCCGUGAUGCACCGCGAAGAACUGAUGAAGUACCUGAAAGAGGGGAAAAGGCCAACCAAACGGAUCGUGCUGAGCUGCGUAAUGGGAUUUUUCGAUCCGCUCGGUCUGCUGUCGCCGUUCACAAUCCACGGGAAGAUCAUCAUCCAACAUUUGUGGCGAACCGGCUGCAGAUGGGACCAAGACAUUGACGACGAAGCCUGGAUUCUGUGGAAGCGGUGGACGGCACUGCUGCCGGAAGUCGAAGCGCUGCGGUUUCCCCGGAGCUACUUCGGCGAUGCGAUGUCCUCGUCGAUCGAGAGUCUCGAGCUGCACAUCUUCAGCGACGCGAGCGAGCUGGCCUACGGUUGUGCGGCGUAUCUACGCGCGGUCAUCGACGGCCAAGUUCACUGCAGUCUCGUCAUGGCGCGAUCGAAGGUGGCGCCGCUGAAACGACAAUCAAUUCCACGACUGGAGUUGAUGGCGGCGUGCAUGGGAGCGCGCAUGAGCCAGCAGAUCCUCGGAACUCACACGCUGCAGAUCGACCAUACCGUUUUCUGGACCGACUCGAGGACCGUCCUUGCGUGGCUGCGCGCAGAUCCCUACAAGUACAAGCAGUUCGUCGCCUUUCGGGUCGGGGAGAUUCUGGAGCUGACGAGACUGGACGAUUGGAGAUGGGUGCCUUCCAAGAAGAACAUCGCGGACGUUCUCACGAAGUGGGGACCUGGACCGCCACUGCAGAACGACUCGGAAUGGCGGAACGGUCCGGCGAUACUGUUCGAGCAGGAUAACCUCGUCUCACCGCCUGAGCAGAUCGAGGAGACGAACGAAGAAGCACGAGGCGUGGUAUUGUUCCACGGGACAGUCAACGUAGAAGCGGUCUCGACGUGGACAAAGCUGGUGAGGGUGACUGCAACGGCGGUACGCUUCAUCGAAAAUUGUCGUCGCAAAAAGGACGGCCGUCCAGUACUGACUGCAAAGGCCACGAGUCGCCUAGCCAAGCUGGUCAAAGCGCAGCACGAGACGGAUGUUCAACCGCUGCAACAAGACGAGCUGCGGAAGGCCGAGAGGAUUCUGUGGAAGCAAGCGCAGUUCGAGAGCUUCCCUGAUGAGAUGAGCGUGCUGACAAAGAACCUACAGCUGAAACAGGGUGAGUUGCCGGAGAAGAUCGAGCGGUCGAGUCCGCUCUACAAGCUGCUGCCGGUGCUCGACGAGGAUGGUGUUCUGCGCGUUCGUGGAAGGCUGGAGAAGAACGAAUCGAUCCCGUUCGACAAACGAUUCCCGAUCAUCCUGGGUCGAAAACACGCCGUCACCAAGAAGAUCAUCCAGCACUACCACGAGAAGUACGGUCACGCGAAUCGGGAGACCGUGUUCAACGAGCUGCGUCAGAAGUUCUGGAUUCCGAACGCACGGGCCGCGAUCCUGGAGGUGGUCAAGGAGUGUGUGUGGUGCAAGGUGAACCGUUGCGUGCCGUUCGUCCCAACAAUGGCGCCGCUUCCGGUCGAACGCACUGCAGCAACCAUGCGACCGUUCAGCGCGGUGGGCGUCGAUUACCUGGGACCGGUCGAAGUCACGGUGGGUCGCCGCAGAGAGAAGCGCUGGAUCGCCGUCUUCACGUGUCUAGCGGUCAGGGCGGUGCAUCUCGAAGUGGUCCAUAGCCUCACCACGCAAUCGUGCCUGAUGGCCCUCCGGAGGUUCGCGUGCAAGCGAGGCGUUCCCGAGAAAGUGUUCUCCGACAAUGCUACGUGCUUUCGGGGAGCGGACGCGGCGAUGACGAAGGCGAUCAACAAGAAGUGCGCGGAGCAGAUGACGUCGGCGACCACUGCAUGGUCCUUUAUCCCACCUGGGACGCCCCACAUGGGCGGGGCCUGGGAACGGAUGGUGCGAUCGGUGAAGGAGGCGUUGCGCGCACUCGACGACGGACGAAAGCUGAACGACGAAAUUCUCUCCACAUCUUUGGCGGAGGCCGAAGACAUGAUCAACACUCGGCCGUUGACGUACGUCCCUCAAGAGUCCGCUGAAGAAGAAGCCAUCACGCCAAACCAUUUCCUGCGCGGGACGGUAACGAGCGCGGACCUAAAGCUGGACGAGACGGUGGACACCGCUGCAGCACUACGAGACGUGUACAAGCGAAGCCAGCAGCUAGCGGGCAAGAUGUGGGAGCGGUGGUCGAAGGAGUACCUGCCCUCGCUGAACCGGCGUCCAAAGUGGUUCGAGGAUCGCAAGCCCCUCGAAGCGGGUGACCUGGUGUUCGUGGUCGACGGCAAGAACCGAAAGAGCUGGGUACGAGGUCGAGUGGUGGAGGUGUUCAGCGGGUCGGACGGACGCGUUCGGCAAGCGGACGUGAGGACAGCAGACGGGAAGGUCAACAGGAGAGCAGUGGUUAAUUUAGCGGUGUUGGAGAUCAGAGACGGUAAGUCCGACGUGCCGGAAGGCCCGACGGAUCUUACGGGCUGGGGUGUUGCUACCGCUGGGAUGGGCACACUGGCCGACGGUGCAACGCCGGCGGUGUAAUCAGCCGAUACCGUCACAGCUGUCAACGCGCGCAAAGAGGACGGAAAAAGUGUGUGUGUGUGGCCACCAGCGUAAACACGCGCGCGGUUCGUUCACCAUUUUCACCAAGCAUAGUACGGACGUGGAACGAGUUUUCGGAGGAGAUUUUUGCGGAUUUGUUGAGGAAAAAAAGUAGUGCGAUAGUUGAUUAUUAAAUUUAUUGAAACUGUGCUACGUAGGAAACCUGUAAGUAAAAAAGAAAAGAAAAUUAGUGCAGUUAAAGAUGAAUUAAACACCAGCUACUUACCCAACAGCGAAGAAGUCCAGCGAGCUGCUCUGCCGUUGUACCGUCAGUUGGGGCGAAACUGUACUUUGGUGAUCCGUGAGUAAACCUGAAAAUAAAGAAGAAAAAUAGUUAAUUAAUAAAUUACACCUUCUAAAAACAGGAAGAGUGCAAGAAGGAGGGAAAGGAAGAGGAAGUGGAGGAGUUGUGAAGGAAAGAGGAAAAGUUAACGUAGGAAAGGAGACCAAUUAAUUUUGUAGCUGCUCGAAGAGCUGCUGAACAAAAAGUUGGGGUUUUAUUU